Messenger RNA from Angiostrongylus costaricensis, 714 nucleotides. The record is from the annotation of a GenBank genome assembly. NCBI's taxonomy places the organism in Eukaryota, Metazoa, Nematoda, Chromadorea, Rhabditida, Metastrongylidae.
AUGUUCUGGGCUGAGAAGGUUAAGAAGUUAUGGCAUCUACUGCUCAUGUUAGCUACUAACUACGGUAAGGUACAUAUGAUGUUACGAACAAAUGGCGACUUUCUUGUACGAACUACUGAACCCGUGGCAGGCAAACCACGUGCACUUGUAUUGUCUGUUAUGGUCAGACAGGAGUUUGAAGAUCAAGGAAUUAAACACUUCGUCAUAACAGUGAUCCCAUCUGGUAAAGUUAUGAUCGAGAAAUACGCAUUCGAAUCCAUUAGCUCGAUGAUUGGAUAUCAUCUUAGUAAAAAAGAAUCUAUAACAAAGUCCCAAGAGGUGAUCCUACGCAAUCCGAUCGUUCGUCAAAGUUGGGAGCUGUCCCACGACGAUGUAGAACUAACGAAGAAACUGGGCGAAGGUGCUUUUGGUGAAGUACAUGCUGGGAAAUUAAAGUUGAAAAAUGGAUCUAAGGUUCCAGUUGCUGUGAAACUUGCAGCUUGGGGUUUGGAAUACUUACAUGCCAAGAAUGUUCUUCACAGGGAUAUUGCUGCAAGGAACUGUUUGUAUGGGGACAAUAAGGUAAAAAUCUCUGAUUUUGGCCUUACUCGGGAAGGAACUGUGUAUCAAAUGGAUCCCCAUAAAAGAGUUCCUAUUAGAUGGCUUGCUCCCGAAACACUGAAGAUGGCUAUCUACACUCAGAAGACUGAUGUGUUCAGCUACGGUGAACUAUAA